AAUAUGCCCAAACCCCGCGGUGGCCAGCGUCCAAAUUACAAUAGUGGACAAGGUGGUGGUUCACGAUAUGCAGCACUGAACGACUAUCAAAAUGAUCACGAUGAUCGCGGUAAUGAUGGCCGCAAAAAGGAGCGCAAUACCACACGAAGGGUUAGUUUUAAGCCCUCAGCCUUGCAGAGUAAGGGCGGCAUUAAGGGUCGUGUCAAUGAGUUGGCCCUGCGUUCCCGUUUGGAGGAUGAUGAGGAUAUGGAUGAUCGUUCACAAGGCCCCCGACGCAAAGGUUCACCCAUACCCAAAGGCAAAUUUGGCAAGGGCCGUAAAUUGGGUAUCAGUCAGUUUGGAUGGUAUCAAGUAACGAUUCAUUGCGGCCAACGUUAUGGCAAAGAUGAUCUCAUACGUGCCCUACUGCAUAAUCUCACACCCGAUGUCUUCAUACCACUCUUUUGGCGUACGGAAAAAAAUUGUGUCAUCUUUUUUGUGGAUGAUUAUGCCAUGGCAUCACGUCUCAUGCAAUUGGAUCGUAGCGUACAAAUGUCCGAUGGUUGUCGACUUGCUAUUCGUGUACGCGAAAGUUGUCCCAUGGUACCCGUCGAUGAAGAAUUUAAAGAAAAAAUGAAAUUGGUUAUGGCCAAACGUUAUAAUCCGAAUACCAAGGCACUCGACUUAUCCAAAUUCUAUGCUGAUCCAGAUUUUCGUCAAACAUUUGUGGGGUUGCAUCGUACCGCUGUUAUGUCGGCGGCAUUGGAUAUUAUACAAAAGAAUAUACCCGAUUUGGAGGCGCUGAAUUUAAAUGACAACGAUUUGAGUACAAUGGAAAGUUUUCGUAAUAUUGAGACCAGAUUGCCACAUUUGAAGAUCUUGUAUUUGGGUGGUAAUAGUUUACCCUCCUUGGCAACUUUGCUGGUGUUCCGUAAUGCCCCCAUCAUCGAAUUGGUUUUGAAGAAUAACCCCUUACGGCAACGCUAUAAAGAUCAUUCACUUUAUGUCAGCGAAGUACGGCGUAAAUUCCCUAAACUAAUUAAAUUGGACGGUGACGAUUUAGAACCCCAAAUCCUUUUCGAUGUCAAUGACAGUUCGGUUAUGCCCAAGGCACAAGCCUCAUUUUUAUGCGAUGCCUCUGGUGCCGAUAUAAUACGACAAUUUUUGGAACAAUAUUUCAUCAUUUUCGAUUCGGAUAAUCGUCAACCAUUGCUGGAUGCAUAUCAUGAACAGGCAAUGAUGUCCAUAUCUGUACCGCCAGCCAGUCAAGCCGGCCGCUUGACAUCAUUUUGGAAAUAUAAUCGUAAUUUUCGACGCAUUGUUAACAACGAGGAUGUCUCCAAGUUGAGACAAUUGAAAGUUGGCCGUUUGCAGGUGGUAUCAACACUGGCCGAAUGGCCAAAGACACAACAUGAUCCGCAAUCGUUUUCCGUGGAUUUGACAUUAUUUACACCCAAACUAAUAUCCUUUACCGUUGCUGGUCUCUUCAAAGAAUUUGAAUCGUCCACCUCGACCACUGGCGAAAUUCGCUAUUUCCAAAGACAAUUUGUUAUUGUACCCGCUGGCGGUGGUUUUUGUAUACGCAAUGAAAUGAUUUUGGUAACAAGUGCCACGGGCACCCAGGCACGUACCUUCCUUAAGCCGCCCCCCGCAACAGAGCCACCAGCAGCUGGUACUGCCACAAAUCUACCGCCCACAGCUGCAGGCAGUCUACAAAGUCGCUUACAAAUGCAACAGCCAUCGACCUCCGCAGCCGCCGCUUUAAUGCCACAGCCCGCGAUACCCACCCAACCAGACGAUGCAACAAAAAUGCAAAUGGUUCAGGCUAUGUGCACCCAAAGCAAUAUGAACAUCGAAUGGAGUAGAAAAUGUCUCGAAGAAACCAAUUGGGAUUACAAUCAUGCAGCUUUUGUUUUUGAUAAAUUACACAAGGAGGGUAAAAUACCUCCUGAAGCUUUUGUAAAAUAAAAAA
Molecule: messenger RNA, 1951 nt
Organism: Musca vetustissima
Lineage: Eukaryota; Metazoa; Arthropoda; Insecta; Diptera; Muscidae
Gene: sbr
Product: nuclear RNA export factor 1
Exons: 10
Coding region: 4-1947 (647 amino acids)
Biological process (GO): poly(A)+ mRNA export from nucleus
Cellular component (GO): cytoplasm; nucleus
Molecular function (GO): protein binding; RNA binding
Source: RefSeq, a predicted model, not a curated record